AACAGAGUUUAGUGUCGGUCUCGGAAACAGAGUGUGCUUUAGAUUUGCUUACAAUUCGUAUAGAAUUCAAUUCUAGUCACAGAAUAUAUUCAGUAUAGGAGCAGAAAAACUUGCAGACAAUGCUAUCUGUAUCGGUCUCUGAGCAAGUUAAGUUUAAGAGCAAAAAGUGUGGAACCGUUACUGUAUUGCCGGUCACAGUUGAAUUCGGAAAAUUUGUCGGAUCUGACAGUCAAUACAAUCCUCGACACAAACGCAACAUUAAUGGCAGUAAUUGCGGAUCAAAUAGGAUUCAUCGGCAAAACUCGGAUAAUACACACGUAUCAUAG
This is a messenger RNA of Oppiella nova, 326 nucleotides long. The record is from the annotation of a GenBank genome assembly. NCBI's taxonomy places the organism in Eukaryota, Metazoa, Arthropoda, Arachnida, Sarcoptiformes, Oppiidae.